GCAUGACUGUAGCAGAAAAUCUCCCGCAUUUACGUACAUAAGUAAUAAGUAUAAUAUCUAACUGGCUACCCGUUUUUCACAUUUUUUCUGCAUGCAUAUCCAGUUCCAGGCUGGAUAUCCAUCAAGUAAAAUAUUCAUAUACGCUGCUGGUCCAUUGACAUCCGCAAACAAAGAUGACUAGUCAGCCGCCGCAUAACGAGGUCACCUUUUAAGACAUCUCAAUAGAAAGUCCAGUCAAAGUCUUUCUCAAGGAUAGGAAAAAGGGUUGAAUGAAAUCUUAUCGACGACAGACCAGACAGAGUGGUGACAUGUCUUCGUAAUAAAAUAACGAAAAUACUGUGGAUGUAGAUUUCCACUGCAUUUUUCUAAUCUAAUCUUCUCCUCUAGUCAUCUAUUAAACGAGUGUAUUUAGAUAAAUAGAUACAUAAAUCUAAAUAUUAUUUCAACUCCAAGUUCACAUCCAGACGAAUAAAUACGUGGACUGAGCUCAUUCGGAGGGAUUUCCUUUAAACGAGAAGAGACCCUUUUUCAUCUCCUCCUCAACGACCACAUUACAGAAGAAGAAAUGAUCAAAACUGCUCAUAACUAGUGUAAACUGUUAAUAUUUGAGGAGUCGUGGAUUGGAUAUGUAACAUGAAUGUAUGCACAUACAGUGAACCCUCUGUUGUUACAUUGCCUCGAGUGUGAUAGAUAUUCCGGUUUUAAAUAGAGAAUCAGGAUACUUAACUCAUUUACACUCGUCUAAUAAAUUAGCGACUUCCAGUUUAAAAAUCUCCACUAAACUGUAACAACUCACGAUCUACUGAGCUGCUUCCUAACAAUAAAAAUAAUAAUACUUCGGAGGAGACUUUGAGUGAAAAAAUAAUUCAAAUAUGUGCAAUUAACAAUUUAACAAGAAUAAUUCCAAAAAAUGUGUGCCGUUCUUUAAUUAAAGUGCACUUGUUACAUAUUAUUAUUGCGCAAGUUGUUAUUGGAUUGGCUUAAUUGAUAAUAAUAUUUUACGCGUGGGGGAAAAAGACUUAUAAAAAUUACAAGACUUUUCACGAUAUGCAAUAAGUGAGACUAAUCCAUAUGCAAUUAUUUAACUAUGCUCAUAGUAGUAUUAUGCAAACUCCUUUGUGCAAUAAUAAUCCAGUCGAGUGAAUCUCUUGCUGUGUGAGAAGUUGAAGUACAAUAUUUAGACGAGAAGAAGUCAAGCACAAAAUGGAGGACGCUCUAGAAUGGUUUCCAGGGGGUGCAGCCGGUGCCGCCAUGAUGGCGGGGGCCGUAGCGUUGGGGACGUACUACGCCGCAACACGACAGAAGGGAUCACCACCAAUGUUCCCUUUGGAUGAACAAGCAUUCCUGGAAUAUGAGGGAACGGAAAUGAUCCGUACGUCCCGAUUCGGCAAGGACGCCAAGGACGGAACCUUCUUGCGCUACUUGUUCGAAGAUUGCCGCACGUUGUACGACUGUUUCCGCAGAGGUGCUAAGGAGUCCAAUAACGGGAUAUGUUUGGGAUGGCGUGAAACCAAAAACAAACCAUAUCAGUGGCUCCAUUACAAUGAGGCGUUGUUACGAGCAAAGAACUUUGGGUGUGGUUUGGUCCACAUGGGUCUGCAUCCAGGAUCUUACGUGGGAAUUUACAGUAUAAACUGUCCCGAAUGGAUCUUGACGGAGCAAGGGCUCUACUGCUAUUCCAUGGUUAUCGUCCCACUCUACGACACUUUGGGGGCGGACGCUUGUGCUUUCAUCAUCAACCAGGCUGAAAUGACCACCGUGAUUUGUGACGAUGACGCGAAAAUUAACCUGCUCCUUGACAAAGCACCGAAAUGCCUCGUUCGCCUGGUUCACAUCAAACCACUCAAACCGGAAACGAUUGCACGUGCCAAAAAGCAGGCGAUCGAACUGUUGCGAUUUGAAGAAGUGGAAAAACUGGGUAGUACGUAUAGCCACAGUCAUCGAGAAAAGCCACCUCGACCGGAUGACAUUUCCACGAUUUGCUACACUUCGGGCACCACUGGAAAUCCGAAGGGGGUGAUGCUAAGUCAUGAAAAUAUUGUGGCGGACGUGUCCGCCGUCCUUCUACAGAUGGGAGAACACCGACCUUGCCGACAGGAUACUAUGAUCUCAUUCUUGCCUUUGGCCCACAUGCUGGAGAGAUGUUGUCAAGUCGCGAUGUACAUGCAAGGCGGAGCCGUGGGCUUUUAUGCGGGCGAUAUCCGCAAUUUGAUGGAGGACAUGAAAGCCCUCAAGCCCACGGUGACCCCCGCAGUGCCCCGUUUGCUCAAUAGGAUACACGACAAGGUUAUGGGUAACGUCAAUGGGUCCGUCGUGAAGCGUGCCAUGCUGCGAAUGGCGAUAAACAGCAAGAUGACCGAGUUGCAGAAAGGAAUCAUGAGGAAAAAUAGCAUUUGGGAUACCCUCAUUUUCCGCAAAGUUCAGGAGGGAAUGGGUGGUCGACUGAGGCUUAUCGUGGUUGGUUCAGCCCCUUUGAGUGGACAGGUUCUAACAUUCAUGCGAUGUGCUAUGGGUUGUGUGGUCGUGGAAGGAUAUGGCCAAACUGAAUGCGUUGCUCCAUGUACUCUAACAAUACAAGGAGACGUGUCCCCCGAGCACGUCGGUCCCCCGCUGGCUUGCUGCUGUAUAAAAUUGGUCGACGUACCUGAAAUGGAAUAUUACGCUUCUGCUGGACAGGGCGAAGUCUGCGUCAAGGGCACAAGUGUGUUUAAAGGAUAUUAUAAAGAUCCCGAACGGACAAGAACCGUUAUUGAUAAGGAUGGCUGGCUGCACACUGGAGAUAUCGGAACCUGGCUCCCGAACGGUACCCUGAAAAUCAUCGACCGAAAGAAGCACAUCUUCAAACUGUCCCAAGGAGAAUACAUUGCUCCAGAAAAGCUGGAAAAUAUUUAUUCACAAAGUCAAUACGUGGCUCAAGUUUUCGUAUACGGAGAAUCUCUAAAGUCGUGUGUCGUAGCUAUUGUAGUGCCUGACGUCGAAACUGUAAAAAUUUGGGCUUCAGCGAACGAAAUACCAGGAACCUUGUCUGUACUAUGUGCCGAUGAUAGAGUGAAAGCACUUCUUUUAGAAGACAUUACAAGACUUGGGAAGCAAGCUCAUUUGAAAUCCUUUGAACAGGUGAAAGACAUUUACCUGCAUCCCGACCCAUUCUCCGUACAAAAUGGACUCCUAACACCGACCAUGAAGGCGAAACGGCCUCAACUCAAAGCCUACUUUAAACCCCAACUGGACGAUAUGUAUUCAAAGUUGAAUUAAUGAAUUGAUUAGUUUUAAUACUCAAUCCAUAACCUUAUUAAGUAAUUAGAUAAUUAAUUGACUUCUUCCUCUCAUAAUUACAUAUUUAAUUAAGUCCGGAACAACGUAAAAAAAUAUUUAGCAUGUAAUAUGCGCAUGCAUAAAUAGCCUUGGAUGAUAUCGUGCUGCUGCAAAAACACUACUUUCCUCAGUUAGUUGUACAACUGCACAGCUACAAUAAUUACGAUUACGGUGUUAUUAAUUAAGAAUUUGAAAAAAAUUACAGUUCAAAUGUGAUGAUUCAGAAAUCUCUUCUAGUAAAUUCUUAUUAGUCGAUUGAUCCAUAUGAAGAAGAAGAAAAAAACAAUGUAGUCCUAGUUGUGAUGAAUGCUUGCGUGAUGUGAUAUUUGAUAAAACAUAUAAAAUUAGUCGUUGUUAUUAUUGCCCAAGUUUUGACUGUAAAAGAUAAGAUGUAAAAAUACUUGUUGUCAUUUUCCUGGCAGCUUUACCACAAGUAUUCAUAUUAUAAAAAUUCUGACACAAUCCCUCGCAAACAAAUACAUAAGUAUGUAAUUAAUUCAAGACCUAUUUUCUAUUUUAGUUUAGUAUUUCCUAGCUAUUUUGUAUCACACACAAUAUGUAAAUAAUAUAAAUAUCUACCGUGCACAAACCACCAUUCACUCAAUAAAUAAUUGUAUCAGGCCUUUUUUGAAUUGCCAAAUAAAUAUGUAAUUUUAUUUUCACCACUUAAUGAAAGUAGGAAGUAAUGUAUAACUUUUUUGUUAAAAGGUACUGAUUACUUGUAAAAAGGAUCAUCACGUACUCAAGGUCAGGAUAAAUAAUAGUGGUUAAUUCUUCUGAAAAUAGCGGAAUAUUAUCCUUUUGACCCGAUUUUUGAUAUUAAAUCAAGUUAAUUAUGUAUGUAUACCUAUGAAAAGAAAGUGCAAUCCGACUUUAUCAAGUCUGAAGAAUCCUGUAGACUUAAAAUUCAGCAAUAUUACAAGAUAACGUAUGUAUAUACAUACCAGAUAAAUAAUAAAUUGUCUCCCACAAUAAUUACAUAAAUAUCUAAUAAUCAACUCGACAAGUUGUCAUCCAAAAUUUCAACAAUUCUUAUGAUCAGUCAAUAGGAGUAGAAAAUAAGCAUGUAAUAAUUUUAAGGUCUAAAAUCGUCCCUUAAAAAUUACUUUAAUUGUUAACAAUGUUUUUAAGUAUGUAAGACAGAACUGAUGAUAAAGUAAUGGAUUCAAUUUUUGUUUGACAACUAUAUGCGUUAUGUAAUUAAUUAAUUAGUGCAUGCAAAUGUACCAUAGACAAUUUUUUAUAUCGAAAGAAGGAAAUGAAAUGAAUUGUUUAAAUCUGUGUGGAAUUUGCUCCUAUUUAGAAUUUACUAAAUAAAUGUACACCAGGAUCCCAGGGUCGGAGAGGUAAAUAAUUUUGUCUCAAAUUUGUAAUACCUAGAAUAACAGAUAAGUUAGGUGAUAUAUAAAUAUAGUCACUUUACAACCUUAUUAUCAUGACAAGCAACCGCAGAGAAAUCGGAGAAAAAGUAUCAUUCGCAAGGGAAGAUGGAUGGAAAAUAUUAUAAUUUGCAAACAAAGCAGUCAGUCCUAUUGUUAUUGAGGAAAAAGGAAAUACUGUUGUUCUUAUUAGUGUGGGAUCAUAUUAUGAUCAUCAUAAUAAAACAUACCAUUAUUUCCUGUACUGGAAAAUAAACGAUUUAUUAUUUUAAAAAGAUGUCUGUUAAAAAUUAAGCAUUUAAAAAAUAAAUAUGUAAACACAA
Folsomia candida is the source of this 5017-nucleotide messenger RNA. RefSeq names its product long-chain-fatty-acid--CoA ligase 1. The transcript is spliced from 20 exons. NCBI's taxonomy places the organism in Eukaryota, Metazoa, Arthropoda, Collembola, Entomobryomorpha, Isotomidae. Gene Ontology annotation, cellular component: membrane; endoplasmic reticulum. Gene Ontology annotation, biological process: long-chain fatty acid metabolic process. Gene Ontology annotation, molecular function: long-chain fatty acid-CoA ligase activity. Bases 1204 to 3255 code for a protein of 683 amino acids. The record is from RefSeq and is a predicted model, not a curated record.